Messenger RNA from Owenia fusiformis, 2150 nucleotides. The record is from the annotation of a GenBank genome assembly. NCBI's taxonomy places the organism in Eukaryota, Metazoa, Annelida, Polychaeta, Sabellida, Oweniidae.
CUCAUACCAUAACUCGAAAAGUAGUGGAGCGAUUUUGUUCAUAUUUGGUAUGUGAAUACUAUAAGCAUGGCAUACUGUCCUAUGACACUUUUGGUAGAAGGUGGCCAUUUUGAAAAAUGGCCGCCAUUUUAACGUAUUUUACUAUAACUCGAAAAGUAGGGAAGCACUUUUGUUCAUAUUUGGUAUGUGAAUACUAUAAGCAUGGCACAUUGUCCUAUGACACUUUUGGUAGAAGGCGGCCAUUUUGAAAAAAUUUUGAAAAAUGGAAGUACAUGUGUGCGAUUUUUCAAAAAUUUUAUAGGUGGCUACUAAAAGCAUAUUAUUUCUUCUGUUGACAACUUGGCUAACCAUUUUGAAAAUGAUGGCCUUUCUGGUGUGUUGUUUUAUGAUAUUUGCUAUAUAUUUCGUUUGUAAAAAUGCCAGCCAUUUCUGUUCGAUGGGAUUCGCUACGCUUUGGCGUUGCCGUUGUUCUGGUUCAACAAUGAACUACAAUGUCAAUGAACAACUGGAAGAUGGACAAAUUCCUGACUUUUCAAGUCAACUUCAAAGGGAUAGUUCGAAUUUGCUGCAAGGGAACAUUUUCUCUGGCGAGGAAAAUCCAACUCCGGGUAGCAUGCCAUCCCACACCAUCACCAGCGGCAUAGACAUUGACAACAACAUCAACAGUGACUUCAUGAAUCGUGGGCUCAUUCCACCAGGAAAUGAGGGGCAUGAUAUGAACUCACAAGGGAAGGACUUGACUUGCCAGUCAAAUUUCAACCCUAUUUUGGAUACUCGUGAUUCUGGGCUCACCUCCCUACCCGGGACUGAGGUGCAGGACACAUCCAACUUUCAACAUCAGCACCCUACAACAGGGAGAGACUUCAUACAGUCUAAUAGUCUGAAUUCAAUAGGAUUCAGAGCAACAAACACUUUACCAUCUAAGAGGUUUUCAAAAUCUCAACAACAACAACACUCCGAACUGCGGACCUAUCAAAAUCAACAACCAGGGCUAGCCUCAAGUAUAUCGCCAGAUAUGGUCCAAGAUAUUAUCAAAGGACUGACUCCAACUCUUGAAUUGCUCGUAGCAAACAAACAACUUGACGUUGAACUUCUAGGUGAAACAACCAACAGAAGCAGGUCCGCUAAAAGAAGGGAGGUACAAAGAGCGAAAAAGCGAACUGUUUCGCCGUCUAGUCUACAGUAUGUUUCCCCGGACCGGGCAUCUAGCCCCAAACGGGCAAGAAGUGAUCAUCCCUACAGUGAAGUGGACUCGCCCGUGACCUCUCCUGCGCACAUGCGCCGUGACAGCAAUAACCCGGAAGACUCGGAUUCUUCCAAUUCCGACAACGAUCAUGACUUAAUUUGUUGGAAGAACUGUGUUAAACUAAUUAAAAAUGCCUUUCCGAGUCAUUUUAAAACAACUACAGACUAUAACACAGAAACACAAACGGAAAAUAGACCGCUAGGACUUCAAACUUUGGGUAAGAAAUCUACUUCUUCAGACACAACAAAAGGCUUACCGAUCGGGCCUUCAGUGCUACAGAAUUUCGCCAACAUUAACCAGGAAUUAGCCAACAAGAAAAACAUGAAUGACACUAACUUCCUGUUAAGACCAAAACGAUCGUUCACGUCCCUCAAAGAAGAUGAACACUUCUAUAAAAAAUCCAUUUUGAAUGGGACAACUAAGGAACUUGUUCCACAUUCCAUGAAACUAUCAGAUUUGGCUUCAACUUCUUACCAGCUUCCAGCCAAACAUCACAAACUGUUGGAAGAAUCAGCGAGAGCUCCUCUUCGUCAUCUGUCUCACACUGAAUGGAUUCUAGGGACAACAGGGAAAAUCAUUGCGGAGAAUUUCCCUGAAAAUGAGGAUCUCGUCAAUCUUAUUACAACAGCUUCAACUAUGGUAAAUAAAGCUACAAGGGACACCAUAUCAAAUGUCACAAACGUCAUACUGACUCAAAGGGACAGGGUAAGCUCCAAGUUCAGGAAGUCAGACGCUGAAGCCCUUAGGAAUCUCCCCAUCGACACCAAAUUUUUAUUUCCUGAAGAGGAUUUAAAAAAUAUCUGUGAAGGGUCGGAUAAAUCUAAAACCUCAAAAGCGCUACAAGAUUUAGCUUCAAACUGGAAAAAUCGAAAACAGAAUUAUGAUAAAUCCAGUAAUAACAACU